This is a messenger RNA of Lachnellula hyalina, 1590 nucleotides long. RefSeq names its product Peroxisomal biogenesis factor (gene PEX3). Gene Ontology annotation, cellular component: peroxisomal membrane. Gene Ontology annotation, biological process: protein import into peroxisome membrane. Bases 1 to 1590 code for a protein of 529 amino acids. Gene Ontology annotation, molecular function: protein-macromolecule adaptor activity. The transcript has 3 exons. NCBI's taxonomy places the organism in Eukaryota, Fungi, Ascomycota, Leotiomycetes, Helotiales, Lachnaceae. The record is from RefSeq and is a predicted model, not a curated record.
AUGAUUGCCGCUACCCGUGGGUGGUUUCGGCGCAACAGAACACCCCUUACUGUUGGAGUUGGAGUUAUAGGAGCGGGCUAUGUAGUCACUCAAUAUGUGUUGGGGAAGAUCUCUGCUGCACGAGAACGCAUGAGCAGUGAUCGCAUUGCUCGAGAGAAUCUCCGCCGGCGAUUUGAACAGAACCAGGAAGAUUGCACCUUCACAGUGCUUGCCCUCCUCCCAACAGCUACGGACAAUAUACUUCAGGAACUACAAACAGAGCGAAUAACCUUCGAGUUACAACAACAGAAAGCUGCAAAAUUGGCGCGUGAUGGAGAGCCUCAUCCCUCAGAGUUGGGCUCUGGCCCACCAAGUGUGACGGACGAUGAUGGCAGGAGUAUGGCAAGUCUGCAAAGUGAGAGUGGAGUACACGCCAGCCAGAUGGGCAUUCCAUCUGCAACAUCAGCGGGAGACGGUCCCCAAGAUGGAGGCCAACAAGCACAAAGAUUACGAAGGACCAAGGUGCAAUUAUGGAAUGACCUUAAGAUUAGUUCAAUUACUCGAUCUUUCACAUUGAUCUAUACGCUUGCGUUACUGACACUCCUUACCCGGAUACAGCUAAAUCUUCUUGGCCGUCGAAGUUACCUGUCCAGCGUGGUGUCACUUGCAACAGGCGGAAUGGAGCAAUCUACAAUCACCUUAGAGAAUCACGAUGACGAUAAUCCGGACCAGGCAUACGGCAAUGACUUUGAAACUAAUAGACAAUACCUCACUUUCAGCUGGUGGCUACUACACAGGGGGUGGCGACAGGUCAUGUUAAAGGUUGAAGCAGCCGUGAAAGAAGUAUUUGGCAGUUUGAGUAUCAGGGAUGAGAUUUCCAUGCAUAAAUUCUCCGACUUGACUCUCCAAGUACGAAUGAAAGUCGAAGGAGCCACUGAUGCAGAAAGGAAAGCGGGUAGAUGGUUGGAAUUUCUGCUCCCACCAAAAGACCAAGAGGACUUUGUGCUGAAAGAGUCUGGAAUGACAACCGAGUCAUCCUCGACAGCAGCAUCUGGAAACACACCUCUUCGACGCCUCUUGGACGAAACAUCAGACCUCAUCGACUCCCCACCAUUCUCUCACGUUUUAACCCUGCUCCUUGACGCCGGGUUUUCAACACUUGUGGAACGCAAAGUCUCGGAGCAAGCUUUCAAGAUUCCACCCACAUCUGAUGUACCAGACCUCAAUGCUCCUCGGAUUACAGAAAUUGUGGAUGUCAAACCAGUCAGGUUACCAGCUGUGCUCGCCAUCUUAAGCAGGCAAGCUCAUUCGAUUGGUAACGGUGUACCAAAUGAGUACCUCCAAUCGAUGGAGCAAGUUAGGGAUCUAGAAGCCUUCGCAGCAGUUGUCUACUCGAGCAAUUGGGAGAGUGAAAUCAGCCCAAUGAACGAAGAAAGCAGUGCACUCUUCACGCAAGAGGAUGGACCUGCCGGCCCAGAGAUCGUCGCAGCAGAUUCAGGGUCUAAUGCGGGCACUGGACAAGAGAGCAUCGUGGACGUGGGGGCAGCAAGUGCGUUUGAAAGUGCCUGGGGUAAAGCUGUGGAUCACGGUGCAGAGCCUGUCUCUUCUUGA